AUGUUUGCCCAAAACCAAAAGACCAGCUUCCUGGAGCAGACGAAGGCGGCGCGGGAGGAGCGGGCGCUGGAAAAGCGACGCGAACAAGCGGCCAUUCUGCUGCAGUCCACGCUCAAGGGAUAUGCGGCGCGUAGGAAGUACCAGAAACGAAUCAUACUCGAUUUCGAUGCCAUGUUCACUGAGAAUCAGGACGAUAAGGAUGCGGAACUGGAACUAGUGGCCAGCACUGUCUAUCCGGUGCUACGUCGCUACCUUACCCAGAUCAAGCUGGACAAGGGCGAUGUGCGUGCACGGGAGCGUCUGGAGUGCAUUUGUCGUUACAUUAUCAAGGCAAUGGAGUCGGAGAACACCAAGCUCUCCUAUGCCGCCCUAUGUCUUUUUAAGGAACGCAGCCUGCCCUGGAUCGCGCACAUCAAGAUACUACUCACGAACUGCCUGACAUUGCUGCCGGAGCUGAAGCCGGAGAAUCAUGCCGACAGCUUGUCCCUUGCCCUCUUUCUGCACACUCUGGUGGUCUUCACGGCGCCCAAAUCGUGGGCCAUACUCAGGAAUGCUCAGUUCGAGAAACUGCAGCCGGCCAUGCAAAAAAUCUGCUGUAAUAUUCAAGGUCAUCUAGUGCAGCACGAUUUUUACAAAAUCAUGCGGCUCGUUUUGUUACGCGGCACUGUUCGCGAGGAGUUGUCCGUAAAGCCCGUCACCCUGGUGGCCAUCAUUACGCUUUGCCUUCGUCCCCUGAUCGAUGGCAACUUCAGUCGAAAUCUACUGGCCAUGUUUCUGUCGGAGAUUCUGUCUGUGCCCGCGUUAAUCUACCAUCUGCACCAGAGUGUACCGCAGUGCCUGGAACAGUUCUCCUCGUUGGGGCUGCUUAAAAAGGCGCUUAGCAUUUCGGGGGACGUGCAGUGGUUCGAGGAGUUCGGCACUAGCAUGCCGGGCACCAAGUCCCUGGCUUUUCUGGGAAACAUAGUGAAUUUGUUCAACAUCGAUGGCCAAGGCGAGUCAAAGGAGUUGGCCUAUCCACUACUGACUGAAACCGCCACAUCGCUGUUGGAACUAAUACCCAACACGGUGACCACCAAGGGAGUAUUCACUCAGUGGCACGAGCUCUUAGGAUGGCAUACUCCAGGUGCAGAGCCUUCACAGAAUCAGAAUGUGGCACUGAUUAAGAAGCAGUUCCACAUGUUGUGGGAUCAUCGCUGCAUAAAACUGUUGCUGGGAGAUCUCUUGAAGCAAAUCAAUCUUAACUACGAGCGGAUCGAGUUCCAAUCUCCCCAACAACCAUCCACAUCGAAUCUGCUGCGUCGGGCCUUGGAGCGCAGCUCCACGAGAGGUGUAAACCUAAUGGGAGUGGCGAGCAGCAAGCAGUCCAAGCAAAAGUGGCGUAAGCUAGAUAAUGCUGAGGUGGUGCAGGUGUCCCGAAUCUGCGGCAUGUACUAUGCCGCCCUCAACACGCUUUCCCAGAUGAAACUGGACAUUCUGACUGGCAUUUGCUACAACGACAAUGUGCUAUAUGAUAUUUGGUUGCUAAUCACGUCCCUUGGCCCCAAUUGCGGCAUGAAGGAGUAUCUGGAGCUGCUAAAGUCCGAAUCAAACUUGCAGACGCCACAGACCGCCAUGCUAAUGCUCUUUUGCGACUGCAUGACGCACUACGUAACGAUUCUGGAUGAAUACGAAAUGUACACGGAGCAGAAUCCUUUCAAACUCAACGACUACGUGAUGCUGACCUACUUCCUAAAUAAUAUUCUCUACAAGCUUAUUAACGAUAAUCUUUUGGCAGGUGCCAAGAACAUUGUCCAGAAUCCGGUUUUCCUCUCGCUACACACUCUGAUGCUUUGCUUGUACCGCCGCGAUUGCCGUCGCCUCUUCACGCCACCUAACCACUGGCUGAUACCAGAGGUGAAACCCUCCACGUUCAUCAACGACCUGGAAAAGGCCAAGAGGAACGCGAUGCUACUGCUCGCCAAGAUGCCGCACAUUAUACCGCACAAGGAUCGGGUCAAGUUAUUCCGCAAGUUCGUGCAGAAUGAGAAGGCGGUGAUGGGUCUGACGGAGAGUGCCUGCGCUUCGCCUCGCUCCGCACUGAUUGUCAUUCAUCGCGAUCGUAUUGUGGAGGAUGGCUACCGGCAACUGGCCGCCCAGCCCACGCAAGCCCUAAAAGGUGUUAUCCGCGUGCGUUUCAUCAAUCAACAAGGACUGCACGAGGCAGGAAUUGAUCAGGAUGGAGUGUUCAAGGAAUUCCUUGAGGAGACCAUCAAAAAGGUGUUCGAUCCGUCGCUGAAUCUCUUCAAAACCACCUCGGAUCAGCGAUUAUAUCCCUCGCCCAUUUCCUACGUCCAGGACAAUCAUUUGCAGCUCUUCGAGUUCGUGGGCCGCAUGCUGGGCAAGGCGGUGUACGAGGGCAUUGUGGUGGACGUGCCGUUUGCCUCCUUCUUCCUGUCCCAGCUUCUCGGCCAGACGCAACAGGCUCUGUACUCCUGCAUGGACGAGCUGCCGUCGCUGGACAACGAGUUGUAUCGCAGUCUUACCUUCAUCAAACACUAUAAGCAAGAUGUAUCCGAUCUGAACCUUACCUUUUCCGUUGACCAGGAUGUAAUGGGCAAAAUUGUCACGCUCGCGUUGCAUCCGGGUGGCAAGUCGCGUGUGGUUAAUGACCACAACAAGCUGGUCUACAUACACUACAUGGCCUUUUUCCACAUGAACACCCAGAUACGCGAGCAGACAAUAGCUUUCAAUCGUGGCUUCCGCAGCAUCAUCAAUCCAGAAUGGUUGUCUCUUUUCUCGCCUCCCGAAUUGCAGCGGCUUAUUUCUGGGGACACUAGCCCUUUGGACUUGAAGGAUCUCCAAAAGCAUACUCAUUAUUACGGUGGCUUCCACGACUCCCAUUGCGUGGUGGUCUGGCUCUGGGAUAUCCUGGCCAAGGAUUUCACGGAGGAGGAGCGCAAGCUGUUCCUAAAGUUUGUCACCAGUUGCUCAAAGCCGCCGCUCUUGGGUUUCGCCCAUCUGGAGCCACCCUUCUCGAUUCGUUGCGUGGAGGUGGGUGAUGAUGAGGAUACGGGCGACACAAUCGGAAGCGUGAUUCGCGGUUUCUUCGCCAUACGUAAGAAGGAUCCACUCAAUCGCCUGCCCACCUCGUCGACCUGCUUCAACCUGCUGAAGCUGCCCAACUACCAAAAGAAGUCCACGCUGCGGGACAAACUUCGCUAUGCUGUGAGCAGCAACACCGGAUUCGAGUUGUCCUAAAACAGCUUGAAAUAUUCCCCUACUUAUUACCUAAUUGAAAUAUGUUAUUAUUCCUUCUUAAGUAUUCUUUCGUAGGCAAUUUGGUGUAAAUGUAUUUCAAAUAUUUUUGUGGCCGCAUCACAAACGGAUUGAGAAACAUAUUUAAUCAAUAUGAAACACAAUUAUUAACAAAUAAACAUAAACGUAUAGCUGUGAUAAAACUAUAAUAAACUAACGAAGAGUACACAAGAAAUAGCAAGCUGAAUUACGAAUACUGGAACGAACAAUCCAAUGUGGUGGCUGAUGAUAAACGAGAAAAAGAGAAAAUGUCUAGUAAAUAUUGUAAAUUGUGGAAUGGCACACAACAAAUAUCUAACCCACGUACGGUGUAAGCCAAAAGUUACAUGUAAACCACGAAAGAAAAAAACCAGCAACAAUAAAUCUAUGUGUCUGAUUCAUGUGCAAAAUGUAA
Drosophila mauritiana is the source of this 3688-nucleotide messenger RNA. Its product is annotated as ubiquitin-protein ligase E3B. The coding region runs from base 1 to 3237 and encodes 1078 amino acids. Lineage: Eukaryota; Metazoa; Arthropoda; Insecta; Diptera; Drosophilidae. Gene Ontology annotation, biological process: protein polyubiquitination; ubiquitin-dependent protein catabolic process. The transcript is spliced from 7 exons. The record is from RefSeq and is a predicted model, not a curated record. Gene Ontology annotation, molecular function: ubiquitin protein ligase activity; protein binding.